AACACAACCUCCGAGCUGACGUCAAGAGAUCUUGGGUUACCACACAAUCCUAUCUUAUUACCUUUCGCCAGGUAUAGGCAGCGCAGCCAGUCGCUACAUGGAUUUCCACGGCGACCAGAGCUGAAGGGAAAAGAAGAAAAAGAGCUCUGGAAGGAAAGCAAACAAACAUAAUCUAGUCUCAGGAAAACAAAAAGAGGGGGGAGGAAAGAAAGAGAAAGAAAGAUGAGCUGGAGUGGGAGACGAUUUUUUGCCUGGGUCUGCCUGACGGCUUGUGUGGCGGAGUGCUCCGGCUUCAUCCUGCUUUACUGGACAGCCGACGUGUCGGUGAGAGUGGGGAACCUCACCUCGAAGCCAUGCGAGUGUGGCCUGUAUGGCCAGGACUCGCCGCUGCUCGGGGAGAGUGGUCUGGUGGUGCUCCCUAACGAGGACCCCCAGGCGUGCAACCAUACCACCUUCAGCGUCUCCCAGUCGCCCUGGAUCGCACUCAUCAAGCGAGGAAACUGUACGUACAAAGAGAAGAUCAGCGCUGCCACAAAGUACAACGCGUCCGCAGUGGUCAUCUACAACCUUGAUGGUACCGGCAAUGAGACUAACACCAUGAGCCACUCAGGCACUGGAGGGGUUGUUGUUGUCAUGAUUGGCAACGAACUCGGCAAGGACAUCGCCAGUCUGGUCCAUGCAGGGCAUGAGGUCUUCAUGAACAUUGAGUUGGGCAACCCUCACGGGCCCUGGGCCAAUCCAAUCUGGAUCUACAUCAUGUCCUUCACCUUCUUUGCAGUGACCGCCGUGACCAUGGCCUACUUCACCAUCCUCUCGGUGAAGAAAAUCCACCAGCACAUAAUGCUGAGGAGAGAACAGAAUUGCAGACCGUACCUUGAAGUUACAAGUUGCAGGGCUCUUUCCCUAUCGGGCAACAAGAACUCCAAGAGACAACUGAAAUCUGUGGCCCAGAAAGCGAUUGAGAAGCUAAAGGUUCGAACUCUAAGGAAAGGAGAUGAGGAGGUAGGGUCAGACAACCAUACCUGCGCUGUGUGCAUAGAGGGCUACAAGCAUUUGGAACCAGUGAUGAUCCUAACCUGCGGUCACUUCUUUCACAAACCCUGCAUUGAGCCGUGGCUGUUGGAGCAUCGCACCUGUCCCAUGUGUAAAUGCAACAUCUUGGGAGUGAAGACGGUGGAUGAGGAGGUCAGUGUCGGGUCCACUCCUUCACCACUAGAUGUCAGGUUUUACCCAGACUCGCGGCUGAGCCCUUUUUAUGAAAAUCUUGACGAGGUGGCAUUGUCAGACCCUGAGGAGGAUACUCCACCAGCACAGCAGACGAGCCAGGAACCCAUUGAGGCUGGACCGAAGCCAGAGCAGAACCAGGGUUCCACGACAGAGUUUCACCAGAUCUACGACAACCUUGCUUUUGAAGGGGACUCCAACAAAAUGGAUUUGAAGUGAGAUGGAACUGAUGCAUUUUACGACAAGCAGGGCUUGUGGAAGGGGGAAAUCAGUCAAAACAAACUGGGAAUGAUAUUUCAGCACUAAAUGUUGAACGUAAAAGGGAAAUGUUCCAAAUCAAGAUAAGUAUGAAGAGAUUUGCACUUUUAAGACUAUGGUCUUUGUGGUUCACAUGUGGGCUUGGUUUGAUUAUCAGCCCAUACUUCCAUACACGAGAAAGAACAGUGCGAGUGGCUUGGGGCUGAGUUUGCUCUUUCAUUAAAUGAGUUAUUUUCCUGUUUAAAAAAUCUACAGAUUCUGAGAAUCUACAGAUUACCUGUACAGAUCCAUGGAGUUUUCCAUAAAAUUUUAAGUUACUGUCACAUAUUCUUGUAUAAUAUGAAAUCCAAAUAAAUAAAUGAAUGAAUGAAUGAAUGAAUUAAUAAAUAAAUGAAUGAAUAAAUAA
Alosa sapidissima (American shad) is the source of this 1888-nucleotide messenger RNA. Its product is annotated as RING finger protein 148-like. The transcript has 8 exons. The record is from RefSeq and is a predicted model, not a curated record. NCBI's taxonomy places the organism in Eukaryota, Metazoa, Chordata, Actinopteri, Clupeiformes, Clupeidae. Gene Ontology annotation, cellular component: cytoplasm; nucleoplasm. Bases 223 to 1443 code for a protein of 406 amino acids.